GUCUCGCGGGAUCCCGUAGCCGGGGCGCGGGCGGGGGGAGCCGCCGCCAUGACGUCCGCCUUGGAGAACUACAUCAACCGCACUGUUGCUGUAAUUACCUCGGAUGGAAGGAUGAUAGUGGGAACUCUCAAAGGUUUUGAUCAAACCAUUAACUUGAUUUUGGAUGAAAGCCAUGAACGCGUAUUCAGUUCUUCACAAGGAGUUGAACAAGUAGUGUUGGGUUUAUACAUUGUCAGAGGAGAUAAUGUUGCUGUCAUUGGUGAAAUUGAUGAGGAGACAGAUUCAGCACUUGAUCUUGGAAAUAUUCGUGCAGAACCUUUGAACUCAGUUGUACACUGAAGAAUAAAAGCACAUGGUGCACAAGGACUUUGUAAAUCUUUGGCUGUACAGGACUAUUUAAAGAACAGCAUGAAGAAUUUUUGUAAUACAAGUUAUUACAACUAUGUAAUAACUUGGUCUAUGCUUUUUUAUUAUGAAUGUGUUGUGGUUUGACAUAAAUUAAAUUUUCUACAUUU
This is a messenger RNA of Alligator sinensis (Chinese alligator), 515 nucleotides long. RefSeq names its product LSM8 homolog, U6 small nuclear RNA associated (gene LSM8). The transcript is spliced from 4 exons. The record is from RefSeq and is a predicted model, not a curated record. Gene Ontology annotation, cellular component: precatalytic spliceosome; U6 snRNP; U4/U6 x U5 tri-snRNP complex. Gene Ontology annotation, molecular function: RNA binding. Bases 49 to 339 code for a protein of 96 amino acids. Lineage: Eukaryota; Metazoa; Chordata; Crocodylia; Alligatoridae. Gene Ontology annotation, biological process: mRNA splicing, via spliceosome.